This is a messenger RNA of Verticillium alfalfae VaMs.102, 126 nucleotides long. Its product is annotated as molybdopterin binding domain-containing protein. The record is from RefSeq and is a predicted model, not a curated record. The transcript has a single exon. The coding region runs from base 1 to 126 and encodes 41 amino acids. Lineage: Eukaryota; Fungi; Ascomycota; Sordariomycetes; Glomerellales; Plectosphaerellaceae.
AUGGCUUCAGCCGAUGAACGUAAUUCGAGGACCAUUCACACGGCAGCGUGCUUGAUCAUCGGCGAUGAGGUCCUCGGCGGCAAGGUGCGACUGUUGCGCGCGGCCUCUGCGAAGCGAAUGUGCUGA